Molecule: messenger RNA, 249 nt
Organism: Jaculus jaculus (lesser Egyptian jerboa)
Lineage: Eukaryota; Metazoa; Chordata; Mammalia; Rodentia; Dipodidae
Product: transcription elongation factor 1 homolog
Exons: 1
Coding region: 1-249 (82 amino acids)
Biological process (GO): transcription elongation by RNA polymerase II
Cellular component (GO): transcription elongation factor complex
Molecular function (GO): RNA polymerase II complex binding
Source: RefSeq, a predicted model, not a curated record
AUGCACCUGCCGCCACGUGGCCCAGAAAAGUCCAACCGGAAGCCACCUCCCAAGAAGAAGAUGACAGACACCCUGGAGACACGGUUCACCUGCCCCUUCUGCACCCAUGAGAAGUCUCGUGAUGUGAAAAUGGACCGUGCUUGCAAUACCGGAGUUGUCUCUUGGACAAGGUGCCUCGUGGAAUUCCAGACCCCGUCUCGCAUCUGUCACAGCGAUUGGAUGAAUGCCUGCGAGGCAGCCCAUCAGUAG